AUGCAAAGCAGUAAAAAUGAUGAUAUAAAUGCUUCACCUACAAGAGCAAUUGACAUGGAUAUAAGUACGUGCUCUUCCACUGACAAAGGCAAUCCUGCUUGGUGGUAUGUUGAUCUGCAAAAAGUGAAAAGCAUUUACGACAUCCAGAUAUAUUUUAAUAGAAUCAGUGAUAUAUACGAACAUCAACAGAAACAACGAAUGUAUGGUUUCCAGCUUUAUGUAUCGAACACGACAGAAGUGGGCAGGAUAAAGGAUGGACACCUCUGCUACAUUCAUAAUGGUCCUAGCCUACCUGUUUUGUCCUCCUCACAUCUUUGUGUCACAUUUGGUCGCUAUGUGUUUUUCUAUAACGAGAGACGUCGUGGUGUGGCAUACCCAGACGGUUCUAAUGUUACGUAUGUUCAGCUUUGUGAAGUAAUUGUAAAUGGCUGCGAAACUGAAGGAGUUUAUGGAACUAACUGUUUCAAUAAAUGUCCAGAAAAUUGUCAAGAACACAGGUGCUACUUGACGAAUGGAACAUGUGCAGGAUGCAUAAAAGGUUGGAAUGGACGCGAUUGUAGAACACCUUGCCUGACAGGAUACUUCGGCAUAGAAUGUGGAAAUAAAUGUUUAGGCAACUGUAUCAACAACGAGACCUGCAAUCACAUAUCAGGAUAUUGCGAUAACGGUUGUUCUGAUGGCUGGACGGGGCAGUUCUGUAAUACAAUGUGUACCCCUGGAACAUAUGGAAGAAGAUGUUCUAACACUUGUAGUGGAAACUGUCUCAAUGGAACACCUUGCAACAAGGUCACUGGGAAUUGUGAUGAAGGUUGUGUAGUCGGAUACCAUAGCGAAAAAUGUGAUCAAGCUUGUUUGAGAGGAUAUUUUGGCAAUGAGUGUGGAAAUAAAUGUUCAGGCAACUGUAUCAACAACGAGACCUGCAAUCACAUAUCAGGGUAUUGCGACAACGGUUGUUCUAAUGGCUGGACGGGGCAGUUCUGUAAUAUAAUGUGCACCCCUGGAACAUAUGGAAGAAGAUGUUCUAACACUUGUAGUGGAAACUGUCUCAAUGGAACACCUUGCAACAAGGUCACUGGAAAUUGUGAUGAAGGUUGUGUAGUCGGAUACCGUGGCGAAAAAUGUGAUCAAGUAUGCCCUUCUGGAACCUUUGGUAAAGACUGUAAGAAAAUCUGCAGUGGUAACUGUGUUAACAAUGACACGUGUAGCCGAGUUGACGGAGAGUGUGUUAAUGGUUGUACAACAGGCUACUGGGGACAUCUCUGCAAUGAGAAGUGCCAAAAUGGAACAUAUGGGAUUAAUUGUUCAUCGCAAUGCAACCCUAAUUGUGCAGGACGUAAAUGUGUCCAAUGGACUGGUUCAUGUUCUAACGGUUGUUUACCAGGAUGGCAGAAUACAAAAUGUGAUGAAGCUUGCUCAGAUGGAUAUUUUGGAGACAACUGUAAACAAACAUGUAGUGGAAAUUGUGCAGACAACGAUACCUGUGAUCAUGUAAAUGGAUAUUGUUUGAAGGGAUGUCGUGAAGGGUUUGGGGGUAAACGCUGCGAGAGUGCAAGUGAUUCCAAAAGGAAUGAUGAAAUUGGAAGCGUUUUGGUUUUGGGACUUUCUUCUGCAUUAGGAAGUUUGUUUCUGUUGACUGCUGCAGGUUGUUUGUUUUUAUUAUGCUUUUUUCGAAGAUCCAAGAAAAGAAAGGCAAUGCAAAGAACGAAUUCAUGUACAUCAAGCUAUUUCCAAGGACCCCUUGUAAACAGAAUUUCUUCCCAUGCAGGAGAUACACACAUGUAUGAGGAAUUUCAUUCUGAAAUUCGAAUCUACGAUACUAUUUCUCCUGAAUUAUAAUUCGAUACGUAGUACGACGUUUUCAUACUGAUUUCAAAGGACGCGUGUUUCGAAACGAAACACCUCUAUGGACUUUCUCUCCUUAGGCAACUGAAGAUUUCUAACUGAUUUGCGUUAGAUGUAGAAUUCAUAGAAUUGAUACUUUAAAAUUCGUUUCAUAUUUUAAAAUACUUUCUCAUGUACUUGUAUUUUUGUUUCACAAAGGUUAAAUGGGAUAUUUCAGUGCAAUUGAUGAAAAUUGAAAGACUUGAUAUUUGUUAUUUGAUUUUCCUAUCGACCAACAUAGCUUUUAAUCUUAUUAUUUUAUCAAGUAUAGUAGU
Molecule: messenger RNA, 2156 nt
Organism: Saccostrea cuccullata (small rock oyster)
Lineage: Eukaryota; Metazoa; Mollusca; Bivalvia; Ostreida; Ostreidae
Product: multiple epidermal growth factor-like domains protein 10
Exons: 12
Coding region: 1-1836 (611 amino acids)
Molecular function (GO): scavenger receptor activity
Source: RefSeq, a predicted model, not a curated record